This is a messenger RNA of Acanthopagrus latus (yellowfin seabream), 1198 nucleotides long. RefSeq names its product apolipoprotein A-I-like. Gene Ontology annotation, molecular function: phospholipid binding; cholesterol binding; phosphatidylcholine-sterol O-acyltransferase activator activity. The record is from RefSeq and is a predicted model, not a curated record. Gene Ontology annotation, biological process: very-low-density lipoprotein particle remodeling; lipoprotein metabolic process; positive regulation of lipid biosynthetic process. The coding region runs from base 123 to 893 and encodes 256 amino acids. NCBI's taxonomy places the organism in Eukaryota, Metazoa, Chordata, Actinopteri, Spariformes, Sparidae. The transcript is spliced from 4 exons. Gene Ontology annotation, cellular component: chylomicron; high-density lipoprotein particle; blood microparticle.
UCCAGAGGAGGACUUUAGCCUUCAACGCGGCUAUAAAAGCUCAGAGCGGCCGCCUGAACAGCACAACCCAUCAGCCUCUGAGAGAAGACGAGCCGAGCUGCCUCUGCAAGUCAGAUUCAGUCAUGAAGGUCCUUGUGGUUCUCGCACUUGCUGUUUUCUCUGGUUGCAAUGCCAACAUCCUGUGGCAGGAGCCUCCCAAGACCAGCCUGGAUAUGGUGAAAGACGCUUUCUGGGACUACGUUGCUAAAGCGACCUCCACCGCCGAGGACUCCCUGAACCAGAUCAGGCAGUCUGAGCUGGGACAGGAAGUGAACGCCAAGAUCUCCCAGAGCGCCGACACAGUCAACCAGUACGUUGUCUCUCUGCGGACUCAGGUGGCCCCCGUCACCCAGGACUUCAUGACCCGCUUCACCCAGGAGGCCGAGCAGCUGAAGACCCGCCUGGAGAAGGAUAUGUCCGCCGUGAGCGCCAACCUGCAGCCCUUAGCUCAGGAGAUGGUGGCCAGCCUCCAGAGGCAGGUGGAGGAGCUGCAGAGGGAGGCGGCCCCCUACGUGGAGGCCAUGGACCCCGAGCCCCUGAAGGCCGUCCUGCUGCAGAAGAGCCAGGAGCUGAAGGUGCAGCUGGAGAAGAGAAUGGCCGACAUGCAGGCCCAGAUGGUCCCCUACAGCGAGGAGAUUAAGGAGAAGAUGGAGCAGAGCGUGGAUGAGUUUCAGAAGACCGUGAUCCCUCUGACCCAGAGCUUCGAGGCCCAGCUGACCCAGAAAACCCAGGAGAUCCAGCAGAACCUGGUCCCACUGGGAGAGGAGCUGAAGGCCAAGCUGGACGCCGGCGCUCAGGACCUGCAGGCUCAGCUGACCAGUCUGUGGGAGUCUUUCACCAGGAAGACCCAGUAAACGGAUUGCUGCCCCCAGCCUCAGAGCACUCACCAAAUAAUUUAUUUUAACUUCACACAAUAUAUAUUUUAUUAAAUAAACCUUAACCAGUCAGUUCAGCCUCUUGGUGUCUUAAUAAGCAUGAGAAACACGUGCAGUUACAGUAGAAGGCAAAUUCUACAAAGCUGCACUUAAAAACAACACAAACAUAAAGUCAUGACUCGGUCCAUGUGAUAUCAUCUCACACAGUGUUGUUGUACUGACUCGAUACUUCGCUGAGAAGUGUUUUAUUUGUGUGUUGCAUUAAAACUCAUGUGCACAACCAA